Triticum urartu is the source of this 2982-nucleotide messenger RNA. Lineage: Eukaryota; Viridiplantae; Streptophyta; Magnoliopsida; Poales; Poaceae. The record is from RefSeq and is a predicted model, not a curated record.
CCACGGGUCUGACGGAUGGAUGCGCCCUAACUCGCAGAUCGCACUUCGCAAGCCGCGCCGCCGCCGCUCCCCACGCUCGUCGGGCGCACGCCGUUCAGGCCACUCCACUCCCCCCCACCCGUCCAUCGUCCCCCACGCGGCGAAUCCGUCGCCUCCCUCGCGGCGCGGUGGCCACGCCUCUGCGCCCCCCCUCCCCAGGGUUGCGCGCCGGCGGCGAGCCCAGCAAUAGGGCAAAGCGCGACUGAAUCGGCGGCCAGUCGGAGGCGCCGGGCGGGGGUGGCACCGCGGCAGGCUGCCAGCGAAUAGACCGGUUGCCGCUCCAUUCGUCUUCGGCUGAUGGCUGUCGACGCCAUGUUCCCCGUCCUGCGCUUCUCCGACUACUUCACUCGGCCGUCGGUCGAGGAGCUGGUCGAGAGGGAGGCGGCUGACCCGGGCUACUGCAGCAGGGUUCCAGAUUUCGUCGUCGGCAGGGCGAGGUAUGGGCAGGUGAAGUUCUCUGGCAGCACCGAUGUGAGGGGGCUGGACCUGAACGAAAUCAUCAAGUUUGGCCGCCAUUCUGUGGUGGUUUACCGGGACGAGGCUGGCAAGCCGGCCGUAGGGCACGGCCUCAAUAAAGCUGCAGAGGUGACCCUGAAGCUGGAUUUGGGUACACUUCCGAAACCCGGCCUCCUAGUUGAGUUGCUACGGUGCCGCGCGAAGAAGCAAGGUGCUAGGUUUCUCUCAUUCAAUCCUGUGAGUGGUAACUGGAAGUUCGAGGUCGAUCACUUCAGUAGGUUUGGGCUUGUGGACGAGGAGGAGGAUGAUGUUGCCAUGGAUGAGCCGGUUGUACGGCCACCGAUUGCUGAAGCAAGAGACCCACCUUCAAAUGGGCAUGAACUGGAGCUUUCGCAUUCGUUGCCUGCUCAUCUUGGGCUUGACCCUGCAAAGAUGCAGGAAAUGCGGAUGGCAUUGUUUCCCAAUGAUGACGAAGACGAAGACAUGGAGGAUGGCUUUCCAUCUGAUCGCAGACACCUCAGCAGAGAAAGGAUGAGUGUGGAUUCACCCAACACAAGUGGUAAAGGUCAGAGGAUGAGGUCUCUCUCUCCUUUGCAUGGUUCUUCUCAGAAAUUUGGAAGGAGGUCUGGUGUGCUCGCAAGGAAAGAACCACAUGCACUGCUGGAAUACAAUGUAAAUUCUACAGAGGUUGGUCCAUCUUCUCAUGGUAUUCUCAUGUCUGGAAAAAACAAGGGAUUUCCGGUCAGAAUGGCCAAGGUAGAAGGCUUCAAACUACCAGCUGAGCAAGCAACUCCUGUUGCUGGAAAAGUAUAUUCUAACUGCGUAGUGGAUGCUGCUUUAUUUAUGGGUAGAUCAUUUCGAGUUGGUUGGGGACCAAAUGGCAUCCUUCUCCAUUCUGGUAGUCCUGUUAAUACUCCUGGAACUGGCCUUUCUUCUGUUAUUCACAUAGAGAAAGUUGCAGGUGAUAAAGUUGUGCGUGAUGAGCAGAACAAAGUUAAAGAGGAGCUGGCAGAACUAUGUUUCUCGGAUCCAAUGGACCUCCAUAAGAGGCUUGACCGCGAAAUUCUGGAAACUGAGUCUGACUCGUUUAAAUUAAAGCUUCAGAAAGUUGUGGCAAGUCGUUUGGUUUUGCCAGAUAUUUGCAGAUCAUACAUUGAUAUCAUCGAAAGGCAGCUUGAAAUCAGUGAUUUAUCCAUGUCUUCACGUGUGCUGUUAAUGCAUCAAGUUACGGUUUGGGAGCUAAUUAGGGUCCUGUUCUCUGAGAGAGAAGCUGGCAACCAGUUGGAAUUUUGUGGUGAUGAGGAUCAGGAGGGCAUGAUUUUGGAUAAGAAAGAAGGUUCUGUGAACAUUGACCCUGAUGCACUUCCUUUGGUUAGGAGAGCAGACUUUAGCAAUUGGUUACAGGACAGUGUUUGUCAUCGGGUACAAGGAGAGGUGGGUUCUUUAAGUGAUGCCAGAUACUUGGAGCAUAUUGUUCUGCAUUUGACUGGUCGACAAUUGGACACAGCCACAGAAAUUGCUGCUUCAAAGGGAGAUGUCCGCUUGGCAGUCCUGCUAAGCCAGGCAGGUGGAUCGAUGUUAAAUCGCUCGGAUGUUGCUCAGCAGCUGGAUCUGUGGAAAAUAAAUGGUCUGGACUUCGAUUAUAUUGAGGAAGACAGGUUAAAGAUAUACGAGUUGCUUGCUGGUAACAUACAAAGCGCUUUACUUGAUUCACCAAUCGACUGGAAAAGGUACCUUGGUUUAAUCAUGUGGUAUCAGUUGUCACCAGAUACAUCACUUGAUAUUAUCAUUCGGUGUUAUCACCAACUACUUGGCGAGGGCAAAGUUCCAAAUCCUGUUCCUGUAUAUAUCGAUGAAGGACCUCUUGAGGACGCACUUCAGUGGUCCCCAGGUGACCGAUUUGACAUAUCUUUUUAUUUAAUGCUUCUUCAUGCAAACCAAGAUGAGAAGUUUGGGCUUCUAAAGACUAUGUUCAGUGCAUUCUCGUCAUCAUAUGAUCCCAUGGACUACCAUAUGAUCUGGCAUCAACGAUCUAUUCUCGAAGCUAUUGGUGCUUUCAGUACAAAUGAUCUUCAUGUACUGGAUUUGAGUUUUGUCCAUCAGUUACUAUGUCUUGGGAAGUGCCAUUGGGCUAUCUACGUCAUUCUGCAUAUGCCACAUCUGGAUGAUGCCCCUUACAUCCACGAAAAAUUAAUCAGGGAAAUUUUGUCGCAGUAUUGUGAGAUAUGGAGCAAAGAUGGGGCUCAGAGGCAAUAUAUUGCAGAACUUGGUAUACCAGCAGAAUGGAUACAUGAGGCUCUGGCUCUUUAUCACGAAUACUAUGGAGAUCGACAAGGUGCACUGGGGAAUUAUAUUCAAUGCGGCAAUUGGAAGAAAGCUCAUACCAUUUUCAUGACAUCUGUUGCUCAUUCUUUGUUUCUGUCAUGUAAGUCUUCCCUACACUGCACUAAACAAUUAGUUGUAAAUACCUGAUUUGAUGUUACACUU